Messenger RNA from Moneuplotes crassus, 1165 nucleotides. Lineage: Eukaryota; Ciliophora; Spirotrichea; Euplotida; Euplotidae. The record is from the annotation of a GenBank genome assembly.
AAUGGACUUAGGACUGAGAAAAUUGCAUACAAAGAGCACUGUCAGAAGGGUUAAGAUAAGCACUAAAGAAGCAAUAUAUAAAGAUAUCAAGGUCAUAACUUCUAAAAUGCCAACUAGUAUGACUAAAAUGAAAACUCUGACAUCAAGUCUCAAGAAGAAAAACUCUUUCGGAACAAUUAGAAGCACCAUAUCAGAUAGAAACCAUCUUAAUAGCAUAAGAGCAACAGGAAAGUCAAAAGGUCGUUCGAAAUAAAUUACAGCCAAAUUAUGAUGGCAUUGACAGAAUCCAUCCGAACCUGAGUUUGAAAACUCUGAGAUUAUUUGAAGAGAGAAGAAGGAUCCAAGACUUUGCAAAAGAGCUAGAUAUUGAUCUUGAUGGUGCCCCUAUGAAAACUGCAGGGUUCUUAGUCGACAAAAUAGCUACUGAAAUUUAACAAAAUUCAACGAACUCCUAUCCGAUCUGAGCAACGGAUCACAUUUGCUGGUGAAGCUGAAACUUUGAGAAGUAGUAAUACAUCUCGAAGAUCGAGGGGAAAAUACGAUUCUAAUCAGAAACAAUCGAUUUCUCAUACAAGGCGGAAGUCAACAAUUUAUCAGCCCAAGAAUAAACUCAGGCACAAUAAUGCCAUGUCAAAAGCAAAAUCUGGAGAGUUAGAAGUCAUCUUGAAAAAAUUUAAGAAAGAUGUCAGAAGAAUGUCCACCAGGGCUAAAAAUGUUAAAACUUUUAAAAGAAGGGAUUCUCAGGUUAUAAUCCCUAACCAGUCAAAUAGUCCUUUUCUUAAGAAUAGGGAGUUUUUCAAUAGUCAAAAGGACUGCUCUCCAAGAAGACAGAUAAAUUUUGAUAAGAAAAUAAAUAAUUUCAUAAAUGCUACCCGCAAAGUGAAUUAUGAAGACACUGAGAAGAACAGCCAGGAAUCUACAGAUAAGUUUACAGACGGCAUGUUCAAUAAUUUUGUCAUGAAAUCAGUUAGUAAUCAUCUCCAUCGUAUGUCAGAAGGAUCAGAAGAGGUUAAGAAGGUCAUCGAGAAGUCUAAAAGAAUGUAUCUUCCUAAUUUGAGCAAAAGACUCAAUAAGCUAUUUGCCAAGUACUAGAGGCUCUGAAUAUUGCAAGAAAUCCUUAAGGUUUUUCUAAAUACAUUACUGAGAGUCCCAUAUUGUUGGAAAC